UUCAUCUCUUGCUCAUGCCUCGCGACAUCAGACCUCUCGUAAAACCAAUAAUUCCAUUGUUCCCCUUGGAUGAUUCAUUAUAUCGUCUAGACGCUGAGGAGAUUGCCUUCCUCAGGAGACAGACUGGCAUCCAAGAUGAAGUAGCCCUGAAGACACAUAUAAUUGAAGUGCAAGAGGAAGCAUACAAGGUAGCUCCCUAUGCUUGUAUUCGAGGAUUUGAUUUCUUGCGCCAAAACAUGUCUAAACUACAUAUUUACGACCACAUUUUGAAGCGUGGUUCUGCAGGAGCGAUAUUACUCGAUGUCGGUUCUUGUCUUGGUGCCGAUGCUAGAAAGGCAGUUGAAGAUGGAUUUCCGGCACAUAACAUCGUCACUUCUGACAUCAAAGAAGCAUUCUCUGAGUUAGGACACAAACUCUUCAAAUCGAGCUCGGAACCAAUCUUAUUUAUACCAGGCGACAUAUUUGACCCCGCAUUUCUAUCAAUUUCGCGUCCAGCUAGCUCUGUCCCAGGGUGUGCGAUGCCGGACAUUCAGACGCUGCGAUCGUUAAACGACCUCCACGGUCGCGUCGGUGUCAUACACGCUUCUAAACUAUUUCAUCUAUUCGAUGAGGAGAAGCAACUUGAACUUGCUCGCGCCUUGGGAGGCUUGCUAUCCUGCGAAUCUGGCUCCACAAUCUGUGGCACUCACGCAGUUGCAUUGGAGAAAGGCAUCGUUCGUCGCACAGUGCUAGGCAUCGAAAUUUCCUACUUUUGCCACUCCAAAGAAACUUGGACUAGUUUGUGGGAUGGCGUCGUGUUUGAAAAUGGUCAUGUAAAUGUCGAGACGACAACAUCGACCGUUGAUGUAGGCGGCAUUGCUUUUUGUCUUUUACAUUGGUCUGUCACGAGACUCUGAGGAUUUUGUCUAUUCAGAGCAUACCCAUUUACGUAAGUGCGGGUACCGUAGUAACCGGUACCGAACUCGGAUCAGACUUGGACCAGACUUACCUUCUAUUUACUACUACUAUGUAGUACUAACCUAGUACUCAACAAAGUACUGUUAGAAACAACACACUUCAAUGACACACAGUACCAUGCAUCGCCGACUCAUGAGCACUCACACGUUCUCUG
Suillus bovinus is the source of this 1111-nucleotide messenger RNA. RefSeq lists its product as uncharacterized. The record is from RefSeq and is a predicted model, not a curated record. NCBI's taxonomy places the organism in Eukaryota, Fungi, Basidiomycota, Agaricomycetes, Boletales, Suillaceae. Bases 15 to 896 code for a protein of 293 amino acids. The transcript has 5 exons.